Messenger RNA from Saccoglossus kowalevskii, 4082 nucleotides. RefSeq lists its product as uncharacterized. The record is from RefSeq and is a predicted model, not a curated record. Gene Ontology annotation, molecular function: protein kinase binding. NCBI's taxonomy places the organism in Eukaryota, Metazoa, Hemichordata, Enteropneusta, Harrimaniidae. Gene Ontology annotation, cellular component: nucleus; cytoplasm; nucleotide-activated protein kinase complex. Gene Ontology annotation, biological process: signal transduction.
CGGGGUUUACUUCGAGCGCUGACAUCGGAAAGGGAGGAUCUCGUCGGACACUGAACUCGGCUGGUACACGAAACUGAAAAGCCAACACAGGUAUUACCGAUGAUAUCAGCCUGUGUGCUACUGAUAUUUCGUGUUGGCAUAUGCAUCAUUUUACCGGGGUGAACAUACGUACCGAGUCUGGGAGAUAUUUACGAGGCUUUUAGAUUCCUAUCAACGCUUGCAGUACUGGAAUCCUGUAACUGCCCGAUUUAAUCGCCGCUUGUGAGGGGGCAAUUGGUACUGGUAGCUGCGAAAACACGGUGCCUUGUUGUUUGCCGAAGACUCUUGAAAACCGGUAUUAUCGUUGUCAACUAACGAGACAGAAUGGGAGGAGUAUUUAGCAAAAAGAAGGAAUAUGAUGUGUCUGGGAAGAAGGGGAAGACGACUAUCGAGGCAUCGGCGGACGCACCAGAAGUGAAAAAAGAGGGUGAAGUCGAAGAAAACGCGGGAGCCACGGCGGCCCAGCCGGAAGCCAACAAGAAGGAAAAGGAUAAGAAGAAAGGCCUGAAAAAGAAAGAAGACUCGAUAAAAGAGAAAUCAAAGAAAGAUAAAGAGAAAAAGGAUAAAGCUAAGGACGAGAAAAAGAAAGAAGCAAAUGGAGAACAGACAACGGUGACUACGGAGGAGGCCACUAAGGUUGAGACGAAAGAAGGGUCACAAGAAGUGGAGAAAGAAAAAACAAAGGACAUCAAAAAAGAUGAAAAACCAGAAGAGAACGAAAAACCUACAGAGGCAGCGGAGGAGCAGGCGGAGGAAUCGCUCUCUGCUGACGAUGCAUUAAAGGAAGAGCAAAAAAGCGAACCAGCAAAAGAGGAGGAAAAAACAAAAGAACCAGAAGUUGUUGAAACUGCAGCUGCUGCAGUUGCAGUUGAAGCAGUAAAACAAGAAGAAGAAACAGAACCUACAGAGGAAAAGCCAUCAGAAGCUCCAGCUGAUGAGCCAAAAAUAGAAGAAAGUGUCCCAGCGACAGAAGCAACAGCUGAAGUUGCAGCAGCAGAAUCAGCACAAACUGAAGAAACAGUUGAAGUGAAAGCCGCAGAAGAGCAACCAGUUAAGGAGCAAGCACCUGAGGAACCCAAACCUGUAGUAGAGGAGAAGUCAUCAGAGGAACAAACUCCAUCAGCAGAAGAACCCAAACCAGCAGAGGAGCCACAAGCUGAAGAACCCAAACCAGCAGAGGAGCCACAAGCUGAAGAACCCAAACCAGCAGAGGAGCCACAAGCUGAAGAACCCAAACCAGCAGAGGAGCCACAAGCUGAAGAACCCAAACCAGCAGAGGAGCAACAAGCUGAAGAACCCAAACCAGCAGAGGAGCCACAAGCUGAAGAACCCAAACCAGCAGAGGAGCCACAAGCUGAAGAACCGAGACCAUCAGAGGAGCUACAAGCUGAAGAACCCAAACCAGCAGAGGAGCCACAAGUAGAAGAACCCAAACCAGCAGAGGAGCCACAAGCUGAAGAACCCAAACCAGCAGAGGAGCAACAAGCUGAAGAACCCAAACCAGCAGAGGAGCCACAAGUAGAAGAACCCAAACCAGCAGAGGAGCCACAAGUAGAAGAACCCAAACCAGCAGAGGAGCCACAAACUGAAGAACCCAAACCAGCAGAAGAGCAACAAGCUGAAGAACCUCAACCUGUUAGUGGGGAAGCAGUUGAAGAACUUAAACCAAGUGAAGAGGCCGCACCUGAGGCACCUGUAACUGAAGAACUCCCACCAUCACCUGAAACAGCAGAAUCAGAGAGCACAACAGAACCCACUGCUGCUGAGCCACAGGCAAGUGAUGCACCAGGAGAAGAAAUAGCGGCUCCUGUGGAGUCACAAGAACAAGCACCAUCAGAAGAAACCCCAGUCCCAGUAGUAGCACCCGUAAAAACAGAAGAGACAAAACCAGAAGAACCGGCUGCUCCUGAGCCAUCAGAGCCAGAAACAGAGUCAACAGAAAAAAAGCAAGAGGAAGAACCAGUUCCAGCAGAACCUACACCAGAGACUCCUUCAGCUGAAGACAAGCCUGCAGAAUCAUCAGACCCAGUGAUAGCACCAGUACCAACACAGGAGGAAGUACCACCUGCUCCAGAAAAAAGUAAAGUUCCAGUGGUCUUCAAAUGGAAACAUGGUGGCAAAGAGGUUUUCCUGAGUGGUACUUUUAACAGUUGGGAAAGAACACCUUUAGUAGAAAGCAAUGGUGAAUUCAGCGUCAGUCUCGAAUUAGACGAAGGAAGUUAUGAAUUCAAAUUUAUUGUGGAUGAAGAAUAUAAAUGUAGUUCAGACUAUCAGGAAGUUACUGGUAAUGAGUUCGGUGGUAAUAACAUGAUAGAAGUUAAACAAUCCUAGGAAAGAUUCUGACAAGCCAUCACAGUAUAAAUGAAUCCAGCUGAAGAAAAACGCAAUAUGCAUGAAUAUCUCUGGUGUGACAGUAUAUAAACUUUGGAUAUCGUUAUAAAAACCUCUGAAAUUUAAAAAGAUUUGCCAUUUAUUGUUAUAAAGGGUUUAUUAUAAUCCAGGAAAAAGAGGGUUGUUUUGAAAAGUGUUUUGAUGUAUUCUUUACAUUCUUAAAAAUGGUAUGCCAAUUCUUGUUCAGAAAACAUAAUAUAUUUCUAAGAAUUAAUUUAUGUAAAUAACAUUCUCUGCAAUGUGACGAGGGUUGGGGGGAUAACACUAUAUAAAGAUAGUAGUUUAGCUACACCUUCAAUGACAACUUUAUGGCACAAAAUAUCUUUUCUUACUUUUCGUAGAGGUAUUAACUUAAUAAGAAACCUACUUCAUAAUAAGUCUAAUUAAAUUGGACAUUAUAGCCUGAGACUAUUCACUCUAUAUCUGCAUAUGUUAAACAAUUAUUUAAUUAUUUUUUUCUUAUUGAUUUCAGUAUGGUGCUAGAAUUUAUUUUCAUAGGUUAUUUACCCCUUCUAAUUGUAGUUUCUGGAUAAAAUUGCUAAACUUUCCAUUUUACUUUGGCAUGAUCAUUUCAAAUAACAGUUUUGAUAUGUUUUUUUUUUUUUUUACCAUUGUAUCAAGAAAUCAGUCGACAGAUUAUCCACAUUUCUUGUGGAGUCCCUUUGGUUUUUGGAAUUUUUGCCUUUGUAAUGAAAUUAAAUUUUAAAAAAUUGGAUGAGGGAAAAAAAUAUAUUUAUGAAUAAGUAAAAAAAAAUUAUAAAAAAAAUAAUGUGCUAAACUGUUGAUAAAAUAAAUAAUAAUAAUAACACUCAAUUGGAAAUACUAUUGUAGGUGCAAGAUGUACAAGUUUGAAAUCUUAAAAAAUAAAUUUUAACUUGAAAGUAUAUUCAAGUUUUCAGACAAGCCCGAAAUCUAGCAUACUGGUACAUGUACAGUAGUUUUGACCUAUGCCAUGUAUAGGCUUCGUUGUUUACAAUUCUGGUAGAAAAAAACAUUGCACAAUUUAUUGCUGAUUGAGCAACAAUUAGUAUCUUAAUUGAGCGGUUAUAAGGCUCCAUGCCACAGUAAAUAAGUUAUAUGUAGUGUAACAUAAAUACUGGAAAACUAAACAAUUAUUAGGUAGGAUAGUAAAAAAUAGAAGUAGCCAGUUUAUGCGUGCAUGUCAGGGCGAUAUUGACCUAACUAUUAAGUCUAUAUUGUGUAGGUGGUAUAGCAAUAAAACUGUUAAUGGUUCAGUUCGUAGAUAAUGCCUUGAAAUAUGCUUGAUAAGUCGGUUCUGUAUCGUCUCACAAUAAAGUUUUGUUUGUCAUUUGGAAAUGUGCGUGUCUACACAGUAAAGGUGACCUUCAAUUUGUAGCUGUGUUGAGAGUCGUUGAUAUCACCAACAGGAUUUAAGCUGCAUCAGUUUGGGAGUAGAUGAUUUCCUUUCUUAGAGAUCAAAGCCUACUCAAGUUACAUAUGUGUAUAGUAGUUAGUUUGAAAUCCAUUUACUCCAGUGUAAAGAAUAUAGUGAACAAAUCAUUCCCGCCUCAUGAAUUGCAUUCAGCUGCCUGACCUUUGACCCAGAUUCACCGGAAAUCCUGGCGCCAUCCCAACUACAUUGUAUGUUAGUUGGGACAGUACCUCAGCAACAACUUUAAUUGUGUUUUCUU